UCACUUUCAUCGAUCAUGUUUUGGAAUCAAGAGCAAGUCAAUGGAAUUAUAAUCCCUAGAUUCAGAAUGUUGUGUGCCAUGAAGAGAAACAUCAGGUCUCAAUCGCAAUUUAGGUACCGCGCCAAUUCUAUCAUGGUGGACCACGAGGGACUAGCUGAAUAUAAGAAGAAGAAGAAGGAGAAUGAUAUACCACGCAUUGCCAAGGCUAAAGCUAGAGAUAUAUAUAAUGGAAUAAAGCUUAUUGCAGAACACAGAGCAUUGGAGGACCCAUCAGAGCAUUCAGAAAAGUGGAAGCGUAUAUCAAAGAAUUUGUCAGAUGGUGUGCUUACAAAAAAAAGUCUCAGGGCUGCACUUAUAAAAGAAUAUCAAGCUCAGGAACAACCCUCAACGGAAGUCCACUCUACCCAAGGUGAUGGUGGAUAUUCUCUGGAUUUCCUCUUGGGGAGUGUCUCACACAAUAAUUAAGAUGCAAAUGUUGGAGGAAGAAAUGAAUAGAAUUCUAGGUCUCACUAUUUCCUCACUUUUUGACAUUUGUACUUCGACAGAGCCUUUGUGAGGCACCUGAGGGUUCUCAGCAGCAGAUUGGGGCACGUUUGGCUUCACAAUCUUCUCAGACGUAGAACCUUACUUUCUAUUCACAUUCUACUUAUACUCAAAGAAAAUUAU
Messenger RNA from Rosa rugosa (rugosa rose), 666 nucleotides. RefSeq lists its product as uncharacterized. The transcript is spliced from 4 exons. Bases 16 to 465 code for a protein of 149 amino acids. The record is from RefSeq and is a predicted model, not a curated record. Lineage: Eukaryota; Viridiplantae; Streptophyta; Magnoliopsida; Rosales; Rosaceae.